Messenger RNA from Penicillium paradoxum, 1251 nucleotides. Its product is annotated as questin oxidase family protein. NCBI's taxonomy places the organism in Eukaryota, Fungi, Ascomycota, Eurotiomycetes, Eurotiales, Aspergillaceae. The record is from RefSeq and is a predicted model, not a curated record. The transcript has 4 exons. Gene Ontology annotation, molecular function: oxidoreductase activity. The coding region runs from base 1 to 1251 and encodes 416 amino acids.
AUGUUUACUGUUCGGUGGCCUUCAUUGCCAAAUUUUGGCCUCUUCUCAUCUUCACCACCCCAGGCAAUCGAUUUGCCGUCAGUCAAGAUCCAUGAUACAGAUACAGCUCAGGAAAAGCCGGCCCGGGCGUUGAAGUAUCUUCUGAAACUGAACCAUGUCGAAAACUCCUUGUUUGACAGUCGGGAAGUUCCUAAUCAGAUAAUGCAGCUCUUGAGCUCUUCCUUUCUCCAAGGCGCAGACGCAGAUAUUCUGAGCCGAAUCUACGAAAAAAAAGUCCUUGAUUUGGUCAAAUGGAAUGACUCGCCUGCAGAAGUCACCACUCUUGACUGGAAAAACCAUUUAGGGCGUCGAGAAUUCGACCGAGCUUUUGUAAAUUUCUUUGAAGACGAGAUGGUGAACCUCGGCUAUGACUGGAAGGAAGUCGUGACCGAGUACCUAUUCGACGGCAAAGAGCCCGUCUUCGAUUCAAUUAUGGCUUCUCUGGGAUUGCCACUCGUUCACCUUGCAUAUGCCUUCGAGAUGAACAGCCGUGAACUCGGCAUGGAAGCCCUCGGCCUUGCCGCAACGUGCCAUAAUGAAAUCUACAGGUCCCUGGAGGACCCCAAGCACUCGCAACAGCAAACGUCAUAUGAAGAAAAAUCAGUAUUUGCAAUUCUCAACCACGUACGGGAUGAUAAGGGCUUGGAUGGCCUCUUCUCUGCUCCUGGCGGCAACAAUCUCAACACCCUUCUCGUCAGCCGCAACGCCGUGCUUCUCAACCACUGGAAGGCAUGGAGCAUUGAGAACCCGAUGGAGCAGUUCCGCGAAAGCCAGGAGCUUGUAGCUGCGUUGCUUGUAGGGAGCACUGCCGGCGACUCGACUGGGCACUACGAUUGGUUCUUCGCUUCGACUCUCGCAACUAGCCAUGCUGUCCGAGUUAUGUUGCCCUUCAUUCCUCCCCAGUUCCAAAUCAGUCUUCUCCGACAAUGGUGGUUGGUUACCCUCGGUAUUUAUGUCGCACAGCAGCGACCUGAGAUCAAGAUGGACCAAAUCCGGAAUUACAAUCUGGAUGGGAAAAACUGGGGUUGGGUUGCUGAGAGAGCCGUUACUGGAGACUUCUCAACAGAUGCGCACUUUGUUAAGACCACCCGAGCCUUGAAAGAAAUGGCCGCAACCUGGGGUGAUUCUGAUACCUUCUUCUUGAAAGCUGCUGUGCGAUUUGUCACCGAGUUCACGGGUUGGGGUGGCAAUUUUGUCGGAUUUGAGCUCUAG